Messenger RNA from Sardina pilchardus (European sardine), 2063 nucleotides. RefSeq names its product eukaryotic translation initiation factor 3, subunit Ja (gene eif3ja). The transcript has 8 exons. Gene Ontology annotation, cellular component: cytoplasm; eukaryotic translation initiation factor 3 complex. NCBI's taxonomy places the organism in Eukaryota, Metazoa, Chordata, Actinopteri, Clupeiformes, Clupeidae. Gene Ontology annotation, molecular function: translation initiation factor activity. The record is from RefSeq and is a predicted model, not a curated record. The coding region runs from base 292 to 1080 and encodes 262 amino acids.
UAUGAACAUCCUCCAGGACUUGGAAUGACCUGCAGGUCUCCAAUAAAUUAAGAGAUCAAAGCAACCACAACCAUCUCUGUGUGAAAAUCGUCUUCUAACUUUGCUCUAAUAAUCAAACUUGCUGAACAAAACUGUAGGCUUUGCCCCAGAUAAUGUGUAUGUAACUAGACAAUCUUUGCUGAUACACUGUAACAGCUGACAGCGGAAAUGAGGCAAGUGGAUGAGAUUACCCAGUGACUGCCUGCCGCUAGUUUCUAUUGGCAACUUAACGUCGCCAUCCACACAUCGAACAUGGCGGACGGGGAUUCCUGGGAUGCUGAGAGCUUUGAGCCAGAUAAGCCGCUGAAAAAUGCGGCAGCGAAUGAUAAAUGGGAAGGCGAGGAUGAGGAGGACGACAUUAAGGAUAAUUGGGAUGAAGAAGAAGAGGAGGAAGAAAAGUCUGCUGAGAAACCAACAGAGCUCAAGGCUUCUGACAAGAAGAAACUAAAUGAGAAAAUUAAAGAGAAGGAAAAUUUGCAAAGACAAAAGCAGGAGGAGCUUCGGAAGAGGAUAGAGGAGCCGCAGGAGGCGGAGGAGCCGGAGGAGCCGGAGGAGGCGCAGCUCACGCCAGAGGAGGCGCAGCUCACGCCAGAGGAGGAGCGCGCAGAGACGCACCUCGUGGAGUCGCUUCAGGAGGACGCUGAUCUGGAGCUGGCCAGCGAGACGUUGGGUGGCGUUAGUAACCAUGUGACCGGCAUCGAUGCUAUCAGCCCCGCCUCCAGAGAAGACUUCACAGAGUUUGAGAAGCUGCUGAAAGACAAGAUCUCGCCCUACGAGAAGUCCAUACAUUACAGCAACUUCUUAGAGUCCCUGUUCAAGAAUCUGUGCAUCUCAGUGGAGGUGGAGGACCUGAAGAAGAUCAACACCUCUAUGACUGCGCUACUGAGUGAGAAGCAGAGGCAAGAGAAGCAGAGUAAAGGCAAAAAGAAGAAGAAGGGCGUUGUGCCGGGGGGAGGCCUGAAGGCCGUCAUGAAGGACGAUCUGGGCGACUACGGAGGGUUUGACGGCGGCUACGCACAAGACUACGAGGAUUUCAUGUGACGCCGGCUCCAUGAACCCUUCGCCCUCCACUCCCCUCUGACCCUGUGACCUCUACGUGACCUGCGCCCCAGCCCACCUAUCUCAGCCUGCGCAAGCAAGCAUCUCUCCAACCAUGGGGCGCUGGAAAAUAUCUCCAGCCGUGCGGAGCUGGCUUGGUGUGCCCCACAGGCCUUGUGGUGAGAGUCUAUGUUCUCAAAAUGGCCUGGAAGUUACCCAGGUGGCUGCUUCCACCUCGAUGAGACAUGAUCCACCUCACCUGGGGAACUCAUGAGACGGGAGUAAGCGGAGGGAGGCUUUAGACGCUGACGAGUAUCAAAACAGGCCACCACAUUACGACACCAACCUCAGCCACCACCACCUUCAGCGAUGACAUCCUGUUCAUCUGCAUUACUGACGGCCCUGACGUCCUGUUCAUCUGCAUUACUGACGGCCCUGACGUCCUGUUCAUCUGCAUUACUGACGGCCCUGACAUCCUGUUCAUCUGUAUUACUGACAUCCUGUUUAUCUGCAUAACUGACGGCCCUGACGUCCUGUUCAUCUGCAUUACUGACGGCCCUGACGUCCUGUUCAUCUGCAUAACUGACGGCCCUGACGUCCUGUUCAUCUGCAUUACUGACGGCCCUGACAUCCUGACAUCCUGUUUAUCUGCAUAACUGACGGCCCUGACGUCCUGUUCAUCUGCAUUACUGACGGCCCUGACGUCCUGUUCAUCUGCAUAACUGACGGCCCUGACGUCCUGUUCAUCUGUAUUACUGACGGCCCUGACGUCCUGUUGUAUUACUGACGGCCCUGACGUCCUGUUUAUCUGUAUUACUGACGGCCCUGACGUCCUGUUCAUCUGUAUUACUGACGGCCCUGACGUCCUGUUCAUCUGUAUAACUGACGGCUGUUUAUCACUGACAGGCAUCUGCCACUAUCUGGAGCUCAAAUUGACAGACUAUGCAAAUUGAUUCUGAAUAAACCUACACUUUUGUUGCAUUGUA